Molecule: messenger RNA, 656 nt
Organism: Paramecium octaurelia
Lineage: Eukaryota; Ciliophora; Oligohymenophorea; Peniculida; Parameciidae
Source: the annotation of a GenBank genome assembly
AUGAAAAUGGCAACUGCUGAGACUAUUGUAUUUAUAAAUAAAAAUAUAGGUUGCACAUGGUUUGCCUUCUAAAAAGGAAGUAAUAAGUUCUAAAAGAAUUUUUCCAGGUAUUUUAGAGAUUGAAUAUAAUUAGAGUAACAUAAUAGAAAGGGAGCAUUUCAACUCACUUGGGAUGUUCAAGGAGUAUUUCCAAAGAUUGCUUAAAAAAUUGGAGUGAAACCUGUGCCUGAUGAUCCUCCAUUAGUAUAAAAUAUAUAAGAUUCAGCCCCCUAAACCAAAAUAUAUUCCGCCACCAUUGCCUUAGAAUUAUGUGCCUCCUCCGAUAAAAAAAUAAGGCAAAAAGACUGGGAAACCAUUACUAGUCCCUGAGAGGUAAAGUUAUGAAGAGAGCAUUGCAAAAAAAACAAUUAGGUAAAGCAGAAAAUCACUAUCAAAUACAAACUAUGGCAAAGAAUAUGGCAGUUUUUAUAGUAUGGAUAGAUGUUUUUUGAAACGUGAUAAAGAAUUCAUCAAAAAGGAGGUUAAAGGAUAUGGUAAUAUGAUAUAAUAGAAUUGCAGGUAACUUUUAUGAGAAAUCACCUGAAGGGAGAUUUGUACAUGUUCCAAUGCCUCCCUUAUCGUAUAAGUAUUAAUAUGUAGCCUCAACAGAAUUAUGA